Molecule: messenger RNA, 423 nt
Organism: Phytophthora infestans T30-4
Lineage: Eukaryota; Oomycota; Peronosporomycetes; Peronosporales; Peronosporaceae
Exons: 4
Coding region: 1-423 (140 amino acids)
Source: RefSeq, a predicted model, not a curated record
AUGAUGGCGAUCAAGAUCCAGCUCGAAAGCGAGGUGGAGACAGUCAGCGAGAUGGGGACUGUGAGCGUGAUGGAGAAACCGGGAGCGACAAGUGUCAAAACUCUUGUUCGCAUUGAGUGUGAGGCAUCUGUCGAGAGCAAGGUAACGAUGCUCGGCGGCUUCGCUUAUGUUUAUCUUGAGGGAGAUAUGAUCAAGACAUUGGAGCGACGCGCGACGAAGAUGGUCUUUGUUGUGUGUCGUCGAGAUCGCAAGGGCUAUAAGCAGCUUGAUUCGCAAGAGGACCCCCACCAGCGGGUGCUGCAUCAGCUGAUGGUGCACGCUGUGGUGGUCGAACACGUGUAUCGCCACAUUCGGCCCGUGUAUCUCCAUAUCCUGAGCGUACUCGGACGCCAACGGAGACUACACCGUUCCACCCAGGUCUAA